Molecule: messenger RNA, 19747 nt
Organism: Brassica rapa (field mustard)
Lineage: Eukaryota; Viridiplantae; Streptophyta; Magnoliopsida; Brassicales; Brassicaceae
Source: RefSeq, a predicted model, not a curated record
GUGAAAUACUAUUUUUUAAAGUAUUUUUAUUGUAAAUUAAUUUCAGAAAUCAAUUUUUUAUUUCCUGGAUAUAAAAAUAAUUUUAUGAUAUUAUUAAAUAAAAUAAAUGAUGUAAUUAUAUAUUUUUCUUAAUUUGAUAAAUUAUAUAUGCAAAUGCUUUUCUAAAAGCUUCAUAUAAGAGCAUUGGUCAGAGAGCAUUUGGAAAGCAUUAACAUUUAGUUAAUGCUUUUCUAAAUGAUUUUCUAACAAUUAUUGAUUGGAUCAUGUAGAGUAUAAUGCUAAUCCUCUACUAAUCAAUGCAUAAGUAUCAUAGACUAGAGGUGUGAUGUGGAAGUCCGUUUAAUUAAAUAACAUUGCAUUCUAUUUUAGACAAUUAUCUCAAAUAGAAAAAUGAUCAAAAUAACUUUUUUUUUGUUUUGAAAAUUUUAAUUUUAAAUUUUUAUUUUUAAAAUUUGAAAUCCUAUUCUCAAAAUGCAAUCGCCUUAACUAAAUCUAAGUUUAAAUUAGUUAACCGUAGAGUAUAAAUAUUUUUUUACUCUUUAACAAAAUUAAAUUUGUUUUUAAUCCAAAAAGUAGGUCUCAUAGAUGGAUUUUCUCAAAUAUUAAGGAUAUAUAAAAGCUAGCCGUUAUGACUCGUAACAACUAUAUGGUGAAUUCUAACUCUCAGAGAUUUGAGUUUUUUGGCUUAAGUUAUCAAAACACACAUGGACAUUUGGACAAGUCUCUAAAACCACAGAAUAGUUAUUAGUUUUAUAUGUAUUGAAUUAAUCUUGCAAAAUGUUCGUGACUUACAUUUCGAGACUUACAUUUUUACCAAAAAAAAAAAAAUGUUCGAGAUUGGCAUGCCAUCCCCUGGAAUAUAUGCAUGGAAUCCGAGAUAACAAAAAUAUCAAUAUGUUUUAAUGGUCACGUGUAUUGCAGUAUAUGGGUUACCAGUGUACCACCGACACAGCAAGUUACGAGGUACAUGCAUGGCUCUGCUUGUCUAGAACAGUGGACGUAUCGUGUGUCUUUCAAGAUUCGCUUUGAAUAACAUAAAAGUUUAGUUAAUUAGCUUAGAGGCUAAGAUAUAUUCUCCUUUUCUUAUCAAAGAUAUAUUAUCUCUUUCUUUUUGGAUAACCAUAUUGUCUUCCUUUCUUUUUGGUCGGUUUUGGAUGUCGAUAUAUCUAAAUGUUUGUUCUUUUUUCAUGGAAUUAAUACAACAAUAUAGUUUAUUUAUCACUGAUUUGGCUGAAUAAAGGGACUAGUUUUACUUUACCACAUGUAGAAUGGUACCGUCUCAAGGAAAAGAAUGGAACCAAUGGUAAGCAAAGAAACAAAAGAAAAUAUGAAAGAGGGCGUUCCAGAAGCAGAUAAUCUCUUAAGUAACGAAGAUAAAACAAAAGAAGAAGAAGAGGAGGAGGGAGGUAAUGGUGGGAUUUUGAACAAUCUGAUAUCCAACUUGAUGGGUGCAACAACAACAGCAGUAGAUGAAAAAUCUGGUGAAAAUACUCAGAAAUCUGAAUGUGAAGAUGAAGAUGAGAAGAAGAAAGAGGGUUCAGGAGCUGGAAUCUUAGAAAAGAUCAUUUUUCAUCUGCCAGAAGAUGCAGUUCCAACGACAGAGGAAGCAUCCAUUCUGAUCCACUCUGUGAUUGACUGAAGAAGACUUAAACCACAAAUCAUUUUCAUCGUUGUUGUUGUUGUUUAUGUGACUUGUGAUCUUGUUAUUUCUUUUCACAAAACUCUUUGUUUUCCUAUCGGAAUCUUUUCAAGGCUAACGUUGAAGCCAUCAUGGUUUUUUCUAUUUUCUUAGCUCAUAUUUUAAAAAAAUAAAAAAGUCUGUAGUUAGAUAUGUUUAUGUUCUUGAUGCCUUUUCUCACGAACACAACAAUACACCUAAGGGCAUCUCCAACUCUACUUUGUUUUUCACUCUAAAAUAGAAUUUUAGAGUAAAAAUGUUUCAAUUGUACUAUAUUAAACAGGUUUACUCCAAAUAUAGAAUAAAUUUUUUUUUUUGUUCAUCACUCUAUUUUCUAGAGUAAAAAAUAGAGUAAGCUAUUAGAAAUGAUCUACCUAAAUACCUACGGUUUAACAUCUUCGAGGUUGCAGCUCUAGAAAUUCAUAGAUAAAUAUAAAAAAUCUACCCAAGGAAAGGGGUUAGACUAUGAAUCACUGGAUAACAGAUUCGAUAGAUUUCGCAUACAAUGAAAGAGGAAACAUAUGGUUCUUUAGUUACAAAAAAAAAACAUAUUGUUUUGACCAUUUGGACAAGAAGCUUACAACGAAAACAAAACGAGUUCUUCAACUAUUAAACAAAUUAUGUUAUACAUUUCCCAUUCAAUAGUUAUGUUCAAUAAUUUUUGAGAAUAAUUUUUCUAUUUAGUAAAACUUGAGUUAAUGAAAUGGGUAAGCAAAAAUUAAGUAUUACUAUGUUCUAUAAAAAAAUAUAGGUAAAUUCAUAUAACAAUUCAUUUUGAUUCGUUAUUAUUUAUUAUGAGAAAACAUAUGUUCUAUAAGUAGUGGUGGAGCCAGAAUUUAUUUUUAUUUGGGUAAAAAUUUAAAUAUUAGUAUAUUUAUAAUAUUAAAUUUAUUAAUAUUUUAAUAGUAAAAUAAAUUCUAAAAUAUGAGUUUUAAAACCAUUGAUGAAAAAAUACCAUUGUAAAAUAUAUUUUAUAAUUUGUUAUUAUUUUUUUUAUAAAAUUAGCAAAUGUAAAAAGUGUAAAAAUAUUAUUUUAGUCAUUGUAUUUUGAUUAUUUAGUUAUAUGUUUAUCAAACAAACAAUAUUAUACUAAAUAUGAUGAAUUGUGUAAAAUUAUAUUAAAUUUUUGUUGUAAUAUAAAAAAUGUUAGUAUAUCACUUCAAAACAAUUAACUCUGCAAACAAAUAAUUUGAUAAAUUUAAUUGCUGCAAUCUAUUUGAAGAGUAGAAUUAAAAUUUCAUAAGUUUUCUACGUACAAAGCAAAAUGUAUUAGUCCAAAGUCUUUUAGAUACUGUAAAAUAUCAUAUUGGCUGUAUGUAUCACAUUCAUUAAUUAAUGUAUAAAAAUAAAAUUAUAAAAAUAAUCUCAUUUUUUUACAUCUAAAAAUAAUCUCAUUAAACAAAGAAAAUUAGUAAAUUUACUUGAAUACACAAAACUCAGUUAAGAAAAAAGAAAACCGACCAAAGAGAAAAUGUACUGGGGGCAAGUAAGAUUUUUGAUAUGGGAGCAAAAACUAUUUUACUCUAUAAUAUGUAUUAAAUUAAAAAAAAAUAUUGGGGGGCAAACUGCCUCCCCUCUCAACGUACGUGCCAAACGUUGAAUAGAUUUUUCUAAUUAGUGAUAAAUGUAUUGUUCCUAACUCUUUAUAUAUUAGUUAAUAUCUCACUAAAACGAUGUGGGAUACUUUAUUUCUAAUACAUACUAUAUCAACAUGGUUAAAAGCUUUUGUAUCAUAUUCAAUAAGAAAUUAAACUUGAGGUUGAUACUUUUCAUUCAUACAUAGCAAAAGCCUGAACCUUUUUCUCUCGUAAGAGUAGCAAAUUUAUGAAGCAUUAAGCUUCUUUAGUUUCAGUGGAUUUUUGUUGCCUAAUUGCACAAAAAUUUAGUGGUUCAUUCAUCUUAAUCUCUACCUAUCUGUAAAUUUAGUGUGACGUAGGAAAAAUAUAUUUGUAGAUUCUUCGAGAUAUGAUCAUGUGGUUAGAUUGAUGUUUUGAUACUUGCCACCCAAGUGUCACGUCCCAACUUUUGAAGAAAUAAUGGGCCGAGACCGAGAGGUUUCAGACCGACCAUACUUAAUAUUUUUCUUAAGUGUUAAGCUUGUAAAAUAUCUAAGUAAGGAUAAUAUAAAAUAAUGAUGGAAGUGUGUAGAAUAUUUUAGAAUAAAGUAGCUUAAGGGUGAAGUACUUCAUAGGAAGGAAAAGAUCUGAGCCGUUAGAUCGGUUUGAUCUCCACCAUCCGCUGAGGAGGUGAUUGUAUAUAAAUAGGGGGUGAAGCCUCAUCCGUAAAAUCAUUCACCACGUUAUAAAAUAAAUACUUCCAAAAGCUCUGACUUCUCCCUAAUAAUUUUUCGCUAAAAUCAGGUUUUCUUAUCCGUAGAAUACACUUUCUACACUGCGUAGAACCAAAACAGAAAUCCCAUUAGAAGAUUCUAUUUCAUGUAGCCGUUUGAGUAGUGUAUAGAUUUUGCAUUCUUAGAAUGUUAGAAUACUUCAUAAAAGUAGAAACUGCAUUCGUAGAAAAAGUAAAUAACUUUACAAUUAGUAGAAUUCGUAUUUCUCAUAUUUGAAAGUUUAAUUAAAAGUUGAUUGCUUGUUCUAAAAAAUUAGAUGAACUUGUUUAGUCUGGAAUUUAAUUUCUACUAACCCAUUUUCCGUAGAAGACACAAUAUAGUUUUAGUAGAACAUAUUUAAAAUUUCAAUUUAUCAAGUUUUUCAAAAAAAAAAAAACCAGUUUGUGUAUAUGAGUGUUUUAUCAAUUUUUUGUAUUUUUUAUAAUUUUUUGAUUUAUUUCAUUAAUUUUUAGAAAUAGAAAGGGUAAAAAGGAAAAAAAAAUGGACAAAAUUGUUUUUAUAGCAAAGAGAAAACCAUGCUGUUUUUUGUUCCGAUUUGACAAUUUUCUCCAAAAAGUUUAACCUCUAAUUGUCAACUCACGUUUUGACAAAAAGUUAAUAUAGUUUUGAUUUCGUAGAAUUUAGAGAAAUUUCAUUAUCAAAAGAAAAUUUAUUUUCUGUUUGAAAAACAAAAAAAUGUUGUCGAUGGGUAUGAAAAAAAGGAUUAUGAAUGUAUAUAUCUCAUUGUGGGAAGUCAAAGAUUUGCUUCUUUAUAAUAUCCUCCAUUUUUAGCCAAAAUCUUUUUACAUAUAUUCUAUGUUGUAGUCAAAUAAAAAUAUAAAGAAAAUCUCAAAUUCCAUUUCAGUCUUUUCAUUCUUGUGUUUUUAGCCAAAAUCCUUUUAUAAUAUUAUCUAAAGAAACUCUUGUGUUUUUUAUUCAAGAUGGAAGGAGAAUCCUCUAAUGGCCCUCUCAUGCUUGGUGGAGUUUCUGAAGUGGCCUCGACAUCUGGUCAACUUGGUGAUGGUGCUGACAAGGAUGAAAGAUACGCUUUAAAUAUACAAGAUGCAGAGAGUAUGAAAUCUAGGCAACGACCAAGAAGAAGAAAGAGGAGCUCAAGUUUGAAAAUAGUAGAAGUUGAGCUCAUCUUUCUUCUUGGCUGUUGCAUAGAUUUCAUACUCUCUGCAUCUUGAAUCUUUCGUCCUUCUCAACAUCAUCACCAAGUUGAUCAGAUGUCGAGGCCACUUCAGAAACUCCACCAAGCUUGAGAGGAUCAUUAGAUGGAUUUUUCUUCCAUUUUUAAUAAAAACACACAAGAAUUUCUUUAGAAUAAUAUAUAAAAAGAUUUUGGCUAAAACACACAAGAAUGAAAAAAACUGAAAUGGAAUUUGAGAUUUUGUUUAUAUUUUUAUUUGACUACAACGUAGAAUAUAUGUAAAACGAUUUUGGCUAAAAAUGGAGGGUAUUAUAUAGAAACAAAUCUUUGACUUCCCACAAAGAGAUAUAUACAUUCAUAAUCCUUUUUUUGCAUACCCAACAGCAACAUUUUUUUAUUUUUCAAGCGAAAAAUAAAAUUUCUUUUAAAAAUGAUUUCUCUAAAUUUUACCAAAUCAAAACUACAUUAACUUUUCGUUAAAACAUGAGUUAACAAUUUGAGUUUAAAUUUUUUACUACAUUUUGAUCAAAUAUCUUCAGAGUCUUCCACCAGAAACAAAACUAUAUUGUAUUGCGGAUGUAUCCUGGAAGUCACCAACUGAAAAGAGUUUGAAAAGGAUGGUCCUUAACAAGCAAAGAAGGCAUUCUCAAAAUUCAAGCACUUAAUAAGUGCUACCAUGUCACCUUUGGUAGCACAAUCAAUUGUAACUAGCUGUUCAACAAAUAAAUCGACUUGGAUAUAUACAAGGUGUGUUUCUAGGUGACUGCGUGGAAUUGCUCAAAAAUUUGGAUCAAAUAGCAAUAGCUAGAAGCGGAAAGGAAGCAAAUAUCAUGACGCAACACCUGUAAUACAAGAUAUCUUAGCUCUAGCAAGAUUGAAUAGAUUUAGUUUUCAUCAAGUACCUAGAAAUUUGGUUUAGUAUUGUUGAUCAUCUAGCUAAGAGAGCCAGGUAUAAAAUUCAAGGAUAUGUAAUAACCUGGUUUUAAGUAUAAGCCAUUGUAAAGGAAUGAAAUGGUAGCAAAAAAAAUAAGACUGGAAAAAUAUAUAGCAUAACUAGUGGCGGAGCCAAAAUUUAUUUUUAUUAGGGGUCAAAAUUUAAAUAUUGUUAAAUUUAUUAAUAUUUUCAUAGUAAUAUAAAUUUUAAAAUAUGAGAUUUAAAAUCAAUGAUGAAAAAAUACCAUUGUAAAAUAUAAAUUAUAAUUUGCUAUUAUUUUCUAUAAAAUUAACAAAAUGUAAAAAGUAUAAAAUAUUAUUUUAGUCAUUGUAUUUUGAUUAUUUAGUUAUAUGUUUAUCAAACAAACAAUAUUAUACUAAAUAUGAUGAAUUGUGUAAAAAUAUUUUAAAUUUUUGAUGUAAUAUAAAAAAAUGUUAGUAUAUCACUUCAAAACAAUUAAUUCUGCAAAAACAAAAUUAUAAAUUUAAUUGCUGCAAUCUAUUUGAAGUUUAGAAUUAAAAUUUUAUAAGCUUUCUACGUAAAAAAUGAAAUGUAUUAGUACAAGUCUUUAAGAUACCGUAAAAUAUCAUAUGGGUCCGUAUGUAUCACAUUUAUUAAUUAGUGUAUAAAGUAAAAUUAUACAAAUGAUCUCUUUUUUUUUUUGACAUCGAAAAAUAAUCUCAUUAAACAAAGAAAAUUAGUAAAUUUACUUGAAUACACAAAACUCAUUUAAGAAAAAAGAAAACCGACCAAAGAGAAAAUGUACUGGGGGCAAGUAAGAUUUUUGAUAUGGGAGCAAAAACUAUUUUACUCUAUAAUAUGUAUUAAAUUAAAAAAAAAAUUGGGGGGCAAACUGCCUCCCCUCUCAACAUACGUGCCAAACGUUGAAUAGAUUUUUCUAAUUAGUGAUAAAUGUAUUGUUCCUAACUCUUUAUAUAUUAGUUAAUAUCUCACUAAAACGAUGUGGGAUACUUUAUUUCUAAUACAUACUAUAUCAACAUGGUUAAAAGCUUUUGUAUCAUAUUCAAUAAGAAAUUAAACUUGAGGUUGAUACUUUUCAUUCAUACAUAGCAAAAGCCUGAACCUUUUUCUCUCGUAAGAGUAGCAAAUUUAUGAAGCAUUAAGCUUCUUUAGUUUCAGUGGAUUUUUGUUGCCUAAUUGCACAAAAAUUUAGUGGUUCAUUCAUCUUGAUCUCUAUUUAUCUGUAAAUUUAGUGUGACGUAGGAAAAAUAUAUUUGUAGAUUCUUCGAGAUAUGAUCAUGUGGUUAGAUUGAUGUUUUGAUACUUGCCACCCAAAUGUCACGUCCCAACUUUUGAAGAAAUAAUGGGCCGAGACCGAGAGGUUUCAAACCGACCAUACUUAAUAUUUUUCUUAAGUGUUAAGCUUGUAAAAUAUCUAAGUAAGGAUAAUAUAAAAUAAUGAUGGAAGUGUGUAGAAUAUUUUAGAAUAAAGUAGCUUAAGGGUGAAGUACUUCAUAGGAAGGAAAAGAUCUGAGCCGUUAGAUCGGUUUGAUCUCCACCAUCCGCUGAGGAGGUGAUUUUAUAUAAAUAGGGGGUGAAGCCUCAUCCGUAAAAUCAUUCACCAUGUUAUAAAACAAAUACUUCCAAAAGCUCUGACUUCUCCCUAAUAAUUUUUGCUAAAAUAAGGUUUUCUUAUCCGUAGAAUACACUUUCUACACUGCAUAGAACCAAAACAGAAAUCCCAUUAGAAGAUUCUAUUUCAUGUAGCCGUUUGAGUAGUGUAUAGAUUUUGUAUUCUUAGAAUGUUAGAAUACUUCAUAAAAGUAGAAACUGCAUUCGUAGAAAAAGUAAAAAAUUUUACAAUUAGUAGAAUUCGUAUUUCUCAUAUUUGAAAGUUUAAUUAAAAAUUGAUUGCUUGUUCUAAAAAAAUUAGAUGAACUUGUUUAGUCUGGAAUUUAAUUUCUACUAACCCAUUUUCCGUAGAAGACACAAUAUACUUUUAGUAGAACAUAUUUAAAAUUUCAAUUUACCAAGUUUUUCAAAAAAAAAAACCAGUUUGUGUAUAUGAGUGUUUUAUCAAUUUUUUGUAUUUUUUAUAAUUUUUAAUUUAUUUCAUUAUUUUUUAGAAAUAGAAAAGAUAAAAAGGAAAAAAAAUGGACAAAAUUGUUUUUAUAGCAAAGAGAAAACCAUGCUGUUUUUUGUUCCGAUUUGACAAUUUUCUCCAAAAAGUUUAACCUCUAAUUGUCAACUCACGUUUUGACAAAAAGUUAAUAUAGUUUUGAUUUCGUAGAAUUUAGAGAAAUUUCAUUAUCAAAAGAAAAUUUAUUUUCUGUUUGAAAAACAAAAAAAUGUUGUCGAUGGGUAUGAAAAAAAGGAUUAUGAAUGUAUAUAUCUCAUUGUGGGAAGUCAAAGAUUUGCUUCUUUAUAAUAUCCUCCAUUUUUAGCCAAAAUCUUUUUAUAUAUAUUCUAUGUUGUAGUCAAAUAAAAAUAUAAAGAAAAUCUCAAAUUCCAUUUCAGUCUUUUCAUUCUUGUGUUUUUAGCCAAAAUCCUUUUAUAAUAUUAUCUAAAGAAACUCUUGUGUUUUUUAUUCAAGAUGGAAGGAGAAUCCUCUAAUGGCCCUCUCAUGCUUGGUGGAGUUUCUGAAGUGGCCUCGACAUCUGGUCAACUUGGUGAUGGUGCUGACAAGGAUGAAAGAUACGCUUUAAAUAUACAAGAUGCAGAGAGUAUGAAAUCUAGGCAACGGCCAAGAAGAAGAAAGAGGAGCUCAAGUUUGAAAAUAGUAGAAGUUGAGCUCAUCUUUCUUCUUGGCUGUUGCAUAGAUUUCAUACUCUCUGCAUCUUGAAUCUUUCGUCCUUCUCAACAUCAUCACCAAGUUGAUCAGAUGUCGAGGCCACUUCAGAAACUCCACCAAGCUUGAGAGGAUCAUUAGAUGGAUUCUUCUUCCAUUUUUAAUAAAAACACACAAGAAUUUCUUUAGAAUAAUAUAUAAAAAGAUUUUGGCUAAAACACACAAGAAUGAAAAAAACUGAAAUGGAAUUUGAGAUUUUGUUUAUAUUUUUAUUUGACUACAACGUAGAAUAUAUGUAAAAAGAUUUUGGCUAAAAAUGGAGGGUAUUAUAUAGAAACAAAUCUUUGACUUCCCACAAAGAGAUAUAUACAUUCAUCAUCCUUUUUUUGCAUACCCAACAGCAACAUUUUUUUUAUUUUUCAAGCGAAAAAUAAAAUUUCAUUUAAAAAUGAUUUCUCUAAAUUUUACCAAAUCAAAACUACAUUAACUUUUCGUUAAAACAUGAGUUAACAAUUUGAGGUUAAAAUUUUUACUACAUUUUGAUCAAAUAUCUUCAGAGUCUUCCACCAGAAACAAAACUAUAUUGUAUUGCGGAUGUAUCCUGGAAGUCACCAACUGAAAAGAGUUUGAAAAGGAUGGUCCUUAACAAGCAAAGAAGGCAUUCUCAAAAUUCAAGCACUUAAUAAGUGCUACCAUGUCACCUUUGGUAGCACAAUCAAUUGUAACUAGCUGUUCAACAAAUAAAUCGACUUGGAUAUAUACAAGUUGUGUUUCUAGGUGACUGCGUGGAAUUGCUCAAAAAUUUGGAUCAAAUAGCAAUAGCUAGAAGCGGAAAGGAAGCAAAUAUCAUGACGCAACACCUGUAAUACAAGAUAUCUUAGCUCUUGCAGGAUUGAAUAGAUUUAGUUUUCAUCAAGUACCUAGAAAUUUGGUUCAGUAUUGUUGAUCAUCUAGCUAAGAGAGCCAGGUAUAAAAUUCAAGGAUAUGUAAUAACCUGGUUUUAAAUAUAAGCCAUUGUAAAGGAAUGAAAUGGUAGCAAAAAAAAUACGACUGGGAAAAUAUAUAGCAUAACUAGUGGCGGAGCCAAAAUUUAUUUUUAUUGGGGUCAAAAUUUAAAUAUUGUUAAAUUUAUUAAUAUUUUCAUAGUAAUAUAAAUUUUAAAAUAUGAGAUUUAAAAUCAAUGAUGAAAAAAUACCAUUGUAAAAUAUAAAUUAUAAUUUGCUAUUAUUUUCUAUAAAAUUAACAAAAUGUAAAAAGUAUAAAAAAUAUUAUUUUAGUCAUUGUAUUUUGAUUAUUUAGUUAUAUGUUUAUCAAACAAACAAUAUUAUACUAAAUAUGAUGAAUUGUGUAAAAAUAUUUUAACUUUUUAAUGUAAUAUAAAAAAAUGUUAGUAUAUCACUUCAAAACAAUUAAUUCUGCAAAAACAAAAUUAUAAAUUUAAUUGCUGCAAUCUAUUUGAAGUUUAGAAUUAAAAUUUUAUAAGCUUUCUACGUAAAAAAUGAAAUGUAUUAGUACAAGUCUUUAAGAUACCGUAAAAUAUCAUAUGGGUCCGUAUGUAUCACAUUUAUUAAUUAGUGUAUAAAUUAAAAUUAUACAAAUGAUCUCUUUUUUUUUGACAUCGAAAAAUAAUCUCAUUAAACAAAGAAAAUUAGUAAAUUUACUUGAAUACACAAAACUCAUUUAAGAAAAAAGAAAACCGACCAAAGAGAAAAUGUACUGGGGGCAAGUAAGAUUUUUGAUAUGGGAGCAAAAACUAUUUUACUCUAUAAUAUGUAUUAAAUUAAAAAAAAAUAUUGGGGGGCAAACUGCCUCCCCUCUCAACGUACGUGCCAAACGUUGAAUAGAUUUUUCUAAUUAGUGAUAAAUGUAUUGUUUCUAACUCUUUAUAUAUUAGUUAAUAUCUCACGAAAACAAUGUGGGAUACUUUAUUUCUAAUACAUACUAUAUCAACAUGGUUAAAAGCUUUUGUAUCAUAUUCAAUAAGAAAUUAAACUUGAGGUUGAUACUUUUCAUUCAUACAUAGCAAAAGCCUGAACCUUUUUCACUCGUAAGAGUAGCAAAUUUAUGAAGCAUUAAGCUUCUUUAGUUUCAGUGGAUUUUUGUUGCCUAAUUGCACAAAAAUUUAGUGGUUCAUUCAUCUUAAUCUCUACUUAUCUGUAAAUUUAGUGUGACGUAGGAAAAAUAUAUUUGCAGAUUCUUCGAGAUAUGAUCAUGUGGUUAGAUUGAUGUUUUGAUACUUGCCACCCAAGUGUCACGUCCCAACUUUUGAAGAAAUAAUGGGCCGAGACCGAGAGGUUUCAAACCGACCAUACUUAAUAUUUUUCUUAAGUGUUAAGCUUGUAAAAUAUCUAAGUAAGGAUAAUAUAAAAUAAUGAUGGAAGUGUGUAGAAUAUUUUAGAAUAAAGUAGCUUAAGGGUGAAGUACUUCAUAGGAAGGAAAAGAUCUGAGCCGUUAGAUCGGUUUGAUCUCCACCAUCCGCUGAGGAGGUGAUUUUAUAUAAAUAGGGGGUGAAGCCUCAUCCGUAAAAUCAUUCACCAUGUUAUAAAACAAAUACUUCCAAAAGCUCUGACUUCUCCCUAAUAAUUUUCGCUAAAAUCAGGUUUUCUUAUCCGUAGAAUACACUUUCUACACUGCAUAGAACCAAAACAGAAAUCCCAUUAGAAGAUUCUAUUUCAUGUAGCCGUUUGAGUAGUGUAUAGAUUUUGUAUUCUUAGAAUGUUAGAAUACUUCAUAAAAGUAGAAACUGCAUUCGUAGAAAAAGUAAAUAAUUUUACAAUUAGUAGAAUUUGUAUUUCUUAUAUUUGAAAGUUUAAUUAAAAGUUGAUUGCUUGUUCUAAAAAAAUUAGAUGAACUUGUUUAGUCUGGAAUUUAAUUUCUACUAACCCAUUUUCCGUAGAAGACACAAUAUACUUUUAGUAGAACAUAUUUAAAAUUUCAAUUUACCAAGUUUUUCAAAAAAAAAAACCAGUUUGUGUAUAUGAGUGUUUUAUCAAUUUUUUUAUAUUUUUUUAUAAUUUUUUGAUUUAUUUCAUUAAUUUUUAGAAAUAGAAAGGAUAAAAAGGAAAACAAAUGGACAAAAUUGUUUUUAUAGCAAAGAGAAAACCAUGCUGUUUUUUUGUUCCGAUUUGACAAUUUUCUCCAAAAAGUUUAACCUCUAAUUGUCAACUCACGUUUUGACAAAAAGUUAAUAUAGUUUUGACUUCGUAGAAUUUAGAGAAAUUUCAUUAUCAAAAGAAAAUUUAUUUUCUGUUUGAAAAACAAAAAAAAUGUUGUCGAUGGGUAUGAAAAAGAGGAUUAUGAAUGUAUAUAUCUCAUUGUGGGAAGUCAAAGAUUUGCUUCUUUAUAAUAUCCUCCAUUUUUAGCCAAAAUCUUUUUACAUAUAUUCUAUGUUGUAGUCAAAUAAAAAUAUAAACAAAAUCUCAAAUUCCAUUUCAGUCUUUUCAUUCUUGUGUUUUUAGCCAAAAUCCUUUUAUAAUAUUAUCUAAAGAAACUCUUGUGUUUUUUAUUCAAGAUGGAAGGAGAAUCCUCUAAUGGCCCUCUCAUGCUUGGUGGAGUUUCUGAAGUGGCCUCGACAUCUGGUCAACUUGGUGAUGGUGCUGACAAGGAUGAAAGAUACGCUUUAAAUAUACAAGAUGCAGAGAGUAUGAAAUCUAGGCAACGGCCAAGAAGAAGAAAGAGGAGCUCAAGUUUGAAAAUAGUAGAAGUUGAGCUCAUCUUUCUUCUUGGCUGUUGCAUAGAUUUCAUACUCUCUGCAUCUUGAAUCUUUCGUCCUUCUCAACAUCAUCACCAAGUUGAUCAGAUGUCGAGGCCACUUCAGAAACUCCACCACGCUUGAGAGGAUCAUUAGAUGGAUUCUUCUUCCAUUUUGAAUAAAAACACACAAGAAUUUCUUUAGAAUAAUAUAUAAAAAGAUUUUGGCUAAAACACACAAGAAUAAAAAAAACUGAAAUGGAAUUUGAGAUUUUGUUUAUAUUUUUAUUUGACUACAACGUAGAAUAUAUGUAAAAAGAUUUUGGCUAAAAAUGGAGGGUAUUAUAUAGAAACAAAUCUUUGACUUCCCACAAAGAGAUAUAUACAUUCAUAAUCCUUUUUUUUCAUACCCAACAGCAACAUUUUUUUAUUUUUCAAGCGGAAAAUAAAAUUUCUUUUAAAAAUGAUUUCUCUAAAUUCUACCAAAUCAAAACUACAUUAACUUUUCGUUAAAACAUGAGUUAACAAUUUAAGGUUAAAUUUUUUACUACAUUUUGAUCAAAUAUCUUCAGAGUCUUCCACCAGAAACAAAACUAUAUUGUAUUGCGGAUGUAUCCUGGAAGUCACCAACUGAAAAGAGUUUGAAAAGGAUGGUCCUUAACAAGCAAAGAAGGCAUUCUCAAAAUUCAAGCACUUAAUAAGUGCUACCAUGUCACCUUUGGUAGCACAAUCAAUUGUAACUAGCUGUUCAACAAAUAAAUCGACUUGGAUACAUACAAGUUGUGUUUCUAGGUGACUGCGUGGAAUUGCUCAAAAAUUUGGAUCAAAUAGCAAUAGCUAGAAGCGGAAAGGAAGCAAAUAUCAUGACGCAACACCUGUAAUACAAGAUAUCUUAGCUCUAGCAGGAUUGAAUAGAUUUAGUUUUCAUCAAGUACCUAGAAAUUUGGUUCAGUAUUGUUGAUCAUCUAGCUAAGAGAGCCAGGUAUAAAAUUCAAGGAUAUGUAAUAACCUGGUUUUAAGUAUAAGCCAUUGUAAAGAAAUGAAAUGGUAGCAAAAAAAAUACGACUGGGAAAAUAUAUAGCAUAACUAGUGGCGGAGCCAAAAUUUAUUUUUAUUGGGGUCAAAAUUUAAAUAUUGUUAAAUUUAUUAAUAUUUUCAUAGUAAUAUAAAUUUUAAAAUAUGAGAUUUAAAAUCAAUGAUGAAAAAAUACCAUAGUAAAAUAUAAAAUAAAUUUGCUAUUAUUUUCUAUAAAAUUAACAAAAUGUAAAAAGUAUAAAAAUAUUAUUUUAGUCAUUGUAUUUUGAUUAUUGAGUUAUAUGUUUAUCAAACAAACAAUAUUAUACUAAAUAUGAUGAAUUGUGUAAAAAUAUUUUAACUUUUUGAUGUAAUAUAAAAAAAAUGUUAGUAUAUCACUUCAAAACAAUUAAUUCUGCAAAAACAAAAUUAUAAAUUUAAUUGCUGCAAUCUAUUUGAAGUUUAGAAUUAAAAUUUUAUAAGCUUUCUACGUAAAAAAUGAAAUGUAUUAGUACAAGUCUUUAAGAUACCGUGAAAUAUCAUAUGGGUCCGUAUGUAUCACAUUUAUUAAUUAGUGUAUAAAGUAAAAUUAUACAAAUGAUCUCUUUUUUUUUGACAUCGAAAAAUAAUCUCAUUAAACAAAGAAAAUUAGUAAAUUUACUUGAAUACACAAAACUCAUUUAAGAAAAAAGAAAACCGAACAAAGAGAAAAUGUACUGGGGGCAAGUAAGAUUUUUGAUAUGGGAGCAAAAACUAUUUUACUCUAUAAUAUGUAUUAAAUUAAAAAAAAAUAUUGGGGGGCAAACUGCCUCCCCUCUCAACGUACGUGCCAAACGUUGAAUUGAUUUUUCUAAUUAGUGAUAAAUGGAUUGUUCCUAACUCUUUAUAUAUUAGUUAAUAUCUCACUAAAAUGAUGUGGGAUACUUUAUUUCUAGUACAUACUAUAUCAACAUGGUUAAAAGCUUUUGUAUCAUAUUCAAUAAGAAAUUAAACUUGAGGUUGAUACUUUUCAUUCAUAUAUAGCAAAAGCCUGAACCUUUUUCUCUCGUAAGAGUAGCAAAUUUAUGAAGCAUUAAGCUUCUUUAGUUUCAGUGGAUUUUUGUUGCCUAAUUGCACAAAAAUUUAGUGGUUUAUUCAUCUUAAUCUCUACUUAUCUGUAAAUUUAGUGUGACGUAGGAAAAAUAUAUUUGUAGAUUCUUCGAGAUAUGAUCAUGUGGUUAGAUUGAUGUUUUGAUACUUGCCACCCAAGUGUCACGUCCCAAAUUUUGAAGAAAUAAUGGGCCGAGAUCAAGAGGUUUCAAACCGACCAUACUUAAUAUUUUUCUUAAGUGUUAAGCUUGUAAAAUAUCUAAGUAAGGAUAAUAUAAAAUAAUGAUGGAAGUGUGUAGAAUAUUUUAGAAUAAAGUAGCUUAAAGGUGAAGUACUUCAUAGGAAGGAAAAGAUCUGAGCCGUUAGAUCGGUUUGAUCUCCACCAUCCGCUGAGGAGGUGAUUUUAUAUAAAUAGGGGGUGAAGCCUCAUCCGUAAAAUCAUUCACCAUGUUAUAAAACAAAUACUUCCAAAAGCUCUGACUUCUCCCGAAUAAUUUUCGCUAAAAUCAGGUUUUCUUAUCCGUAGAAUACACUUUCUACACUGCAUAGAACCAAAACAGAAAUCCCAUUAGAAGAUUCUAUUUCAUGUAGCCGUUUGAGUAGUGUAUAGAUUUUGCAUUCUUAGAAUGUUAGAAUACUUCAUAAAAGUAGAAACUGCAUUCAUAGAAAAAGUAAAUAACUUUACAAUUAGUAGAAUUCGUAUUUCUCAUAUUCGAAAGUUUAAUUAAAAGUUGAUUGCUUGUUCUAAAAAAAUUAGAUGAACUUGUUUAGUCUGGAAUUUAAUUUCUACUAACCCAUUUUCCGUAGAAGACACAAUAUACUUUUAGUAGAACAUAAUUAAAAUUUCAAUUUAUCAAGUUUUUCAAAAAAAAAAACAGUUUGUGUAUAUGAGUGUUUUAUCAAUUUUUUAUAUUUUUUUUAUAAUUUUUUGAUUUAUUUCAUUAAUUUUUAGAAAUAGAAAGGGUAAAAAGGAAAAAAAAUGGACAAAAUUGUUUUUAUAGCAAAGAGAAAACCAUGCUGUUUUUUGUUCCGAUUUGACAAUUUUCUACAAAAAGUUUAACCUCUAAUUGUCAACUCACGUUUUGACAAAAAGUUAAUAUAGUUUUGACUUCGUAGAAUUUAGAGAAAUUUCAUUAUCAAAAGAAAAUUUAUUUUCUGUUUGAAAAACAAAAAAAUGUUGUCGAUGGGUAUGAAAAAGAGGAUUAUGAAUGUAUAUAUCUCAUUGUGGGAAGUCAAAGAUUUGCUUCUUUAUAAUAUCCUCCAUUUUUAGCCAAAAUCUUUUUGCAUAUAUUCUAUGUUGUAGUCAAAUAAAAAUAUAAACAAAAUCUCAAAUUCCAUUUCAGUCUUUUCAUUCUUGUGUUUUUAGCCAAAAUCCUUUUAUAAUAUUAUCUAAAGAAAUUCUUGUGUUUUUUAUUCAAGAUGGAAGGAGAAUCCUCUAAUGGCCCUCUCAUGCUUGGUGGAGUUUCUGAAGUGGCCUCGACAUCUGGUCAACUUGGUGAUGGUGCUGACAAGGAUGAAAGAUACGCUUUAAAUAUUCAAGAUGCAGAGAGUAUGUAAUCUAGGCAACGGCCAAGAAGAAGAAAGAGGAGCUCAAGUUUGAAAAUAGUAGAAGUUGAGCUCAUCUUUCUUCUUGGCUGUUGCAUAGAUUUCAUACUCUCUGCAUCUUGAAUCUUUCGUCCUUCUCAACAUCAUCACCAAGUUGAUCAGAUGUCGAGGCCACUUCAGAAACUCCACCAAUCUUGAGAGGAUCAUUAGAUGGAUUCUUCUUCCAUUUUGAAUAAAAACACACAAGAAUUUCUUUAGAAUAAUAUAUAAAAAGAUUUUGGCUAAAACACACAAGAAUGAAAAAAACUGAAAUGGAAUUUGAGAUUUUGUUUAUAUUUUUAUUUGACUACAACGUAGAAUAUAUGUAAAAAGAUUUUGGCUAAAAAUGGAGGGUAUUAUAUAGAAACUAAUCUUUGACUUCCCACAAAGAGAUAUAUACAUUCAUAAUCCUUUUUUUUCAUACCCAACAUCAACAUUUUUUUAUUUUUCAAGCGGAAAAUAAAAUUUCUUUUAAAAAUGAUUUCUCUAAAUUCUACCAAAUCAAAACUACAUUAACUUUUCGUUAAAACAUGAGUUAACAAUUUGAGGUUAAAUUUUUUACUACAUUUUGAUCAAAUAUCUUCAGAGUCUUCCACUAGAAACAAAACUAUAUUGUAUUGCGGAUGUAUCCUGGAAGUCACCAACUGAAAAGAGUUUGAAAAGGAUGGUCCUUAACAAGCAAAGAAGGCAUUCUCAAAAUUCAAGCACUUAAUAAGUGCUACCAUGUCACCUUUGGUAGCACAAUCAAUUGUAACUAGUUGUUCAACAAAUAAAUCGACUUGGAUAUAUACAAGUUGUGUUUCUAGGUGACUGCGUGGAAUUGCUCAAAAAUUUGGAUCAAAUAGCAAUAGCUAGAAGCGGAAAGGAAGCAAAUAUCAUGACGCAACACCUGUAAUACAAGAUAUCUUAGCUCUAGCAGGAUUGAAUAGAUUUAGUUUUCAUCAAGUACCUAGAAAUUUGGUUCAGUAUUGUUGAUCAUCUAGCUAAGAGAGCCAGGUAUAAAAUUCAAGGAUAUGUAAUAACCUGGUUUUAAGUAUAAGCCAUUGUAAAGGAAUGAAAUGGUAGCAAAAAAAAUACGACUGGGAAAAUAUAUAGCAUAACUAGUGGCGGAGCCAAAAUUUAUUUUUAUUGGGGUCAAAAUUUAAAUAUUGUUAAAUUUAUUAAUAUUUUCAUAGUAAUAUAAAUUUUAAAAUAUGAGAUUUAAAAUCAAUGAUGAAAAAAUACCAUUGUAAAAUAUAAAUUAUAAUUUGCUAUUAUUUUCUAUAAAAUUAACAAAAUGUAAAAAGUAUAAAAAUAUUAUUUUAGUCAUUGUAUUUUGAUUAUUUAGUUAUAUGUUUAUCAAACAAACAAUAUUAUACUAAAUAUGAUGAAUUGUGUAAAAAUAUUUUAACUUUUUGAUGUAAUAUAAAAAAAAUGUUAGUAUAUCACUUCAAAACAAUUAAUUCUGCAAAAACAAAAUUAUAAAUUUAAUUGCUGCAAUCUAUUUGAAGUUUAGAAUUAAAAUUUUAUAAGCUUUCUACGUAAAAAAUGAAAUGUAUUAUUACAAGUCUUUAAGAUACCGUAAAAUAUCAUAUGGGUCCGUAUGUAUCACAUUUAUUAAUUAGUGUAUAAAGUAAAAUUAUACAAAUGAUCUCUUUUUAAACAAAGAAAAUUAGUAAAUUUACUUGAAUACACAAAACUCAUUUAAGAAAAAAGAAAACCGAGAAAAGAGAAAAUGUACUGGGGGCAAGUAAGAUUUUUGAUAUGGGAGCAAAAACUAUUUUACUCUAUAAUAUGUAUUAAAUUUAAAAAAAUUAUUGGGGGGGGGGGGGGGGGGGCAACUGCCUCCCCUCUCAACGUAUGUGCCAAACGUUGAAUAGAUUUUUCUAAUUAGUGAUUAUUCCUAACUCUUUAUAUAUUAGUUAAUAUCUCACUAAAACGAUGUGGGAUACUUUAUUUCUAAUACAUACUAUAUCAACAUUGUUCAAAGCUUUUGUAUCAUAUUCAAUAAGAAAUUAAACUUGAGUUUGAUACUUUUUCAUUCAUACAUAGCAAAAGCCUGAACCUUUUUCUCUCGUAAGAGUAGCAAAUUUAUGAAGCAUUAAGCUUCUUUAUUUUCAGUGGAUUUUUGUUGCCUAAUUGCACAAAAAUUUAGUGGUUCAUUCAUCUUAAUCUCUACCUAUAUGUAAAUUUAGUGUGACGUAGGAAAAAUAUAUUUGUAGAUUCUUCGAGAUAUGAUCAUGUGGUUAGAUUGAUGUUUUGAUACUUGCCACCCAAGUGUCACGUCCCAACUUUUGAAGAAAUAAUGAGCCGAGACCGAGAGGUUUCAAACCGACCAUACUUAAUAUUUUUCUUAAGUGUUAAGCUUGUAAGAUAUCUAAGUAAGGAUAAUAUAAAAUAAUGAUGGAAGUGUGUAGAAUAUUUUAGAAUAAAGUAGCUUAAGGGUGAAGUACUUCAUAGGAAGGAAAAGAUCUGAGCCGUUAGAUCGGUUCGAUCUCCACCAUCCGCUGAGGAGGUGAUUUUAUAUAAAUAGGGGGUGAAGCCUCAUCUGUAAAAUCAUUCACCACGUUAUAAAACAAAUACUUACGAAAGCUCUGACUUGUCUCUAAAAGUAUUCACAUUUUCUCUCUGUAAGUGCUGAUCGAGUUUAUCCGAAAGGAUGACUUAGUAACCACAAGGGUGAAAAGGUACUAAGGCCGUACAUCCUGAUUGCUGCGAUAAAUCAGUCCGUGACACAUGGCUGCUCAAUAUUUCCGUUUUAAUGUAAGAGAGUAAGAUGCACCAAACAUUCUAAUUGGUGAUUAGUUUCAUGAGAGGAAAAAAAGAGGAAACUUUGCCAAAACGGAAUAAAAAAAUAUAGUUGUCCAUUUGAUAUAUAUCCAUCGUUAAUUAUCCUUUGAGUAUAUUUUUCAUAAUUUCAAAACUAUUAAUUGAUUAAUAAAACUAAACACAAUAAACACUAUUUAAAGAUUUAAUUGAAUUGUGAAAAGUUUAAUGAAAAAAAUGUUUGAAAAACGUUAAAAUUUAAAAGUUUAAUUUUUUUAUUAAAAAGUUUAUAAAUGUUUUAAACUUUUUACAAAAAUAAUUUUUUUAAAAAGGUUUACGAAGUUUUAUUUUUAUUUCUGUACAAACGUUUUAGAAGUGUUAAAAUUAAAGAAAAAUAUUUCUUUUUAUUAAAAAGUUUAAUAAAAAAUUAAGAAACGUUUUUAAAUAAUCUUUUUGAUAAAAAGUCUAAUAAAAUGAAAAAAAAUGCAUACACGUUUUAGGGAAGUUAUAAUAUUACAAUUUUUUUUUUGAUAUUUAUGACAAGAUAAAUCAACCUAUACACGUUUUAGGGAACUUAGAAUAUUAUAAAUACUUUUAGAAUGUUUUCUUAACUGAAACUUCCAUAAUUUUCGCCAAAAUCAGGUUUUCUUAUCCGUAGAAUACACUUUCUACACUGCGUAAAACCAAAACAGAAAUCCCAUUAGAAGAUUCUAUUUCAUGUAGCCAUUUGAGUAGUGUAUAGAUUUUGCAUUUUUAGAAUGUUAGAAUACCUCAUAAAAGUA